GUUACAGUACAAGGACGACAUUGGGAACCAGAGCCAUGCAAGUGCCACGAGUUUCUACUUGAACAUCCCCGAGCCGAACAACAUGAAGGACACGUCGCCACAGGACUGGAAACGCUUGACUUUUGCAAAGGCCAGUCCAACCUCGGAGCAGCCUUCGCCAACGUCGGCGCCUGCAACGCCUUCUUUCCGUCCAAAAGACGACUACACGAUCAAAUUCUUGAUCAACUACGAAGGUGGCUUAAGCAUCAUUUAUUUCCCAACGACGACCGAACAGUGGCAACAGCACAAAGAACAGCAGCGACACGAGCCUCGACUCACUCACAGACUCAUCAAGCACCUGAUGUCCGCCCUGCCAGACAACUACAUCAUUCACAACGAGGACCACGCCAACGCCCACCUCAUGAUAUACUGCCCCAACGUCUACAACCAGGCAGCGUUCAACACCUGGAUGCAGUGGAGCAAGGGCCGCACGAUCAUCGCCUACUCCAACACAUGUGUCGGGCGGCUCCUCAGAGUUGCAGCGUUGGCACUGCAGCAGAUGCUCAAAGCCACCUGGCCUCACCACUUCGGGAACAUCGCCACGCCUCAACUUUGGCAAGAAGUCCAUGAGCUAUUUCAAGCCAACGAAGAGCAGCCAGAACGAGCAGACAUUAUUCAAAGCGUGCGCUAUCUCAUCGCCGAGUUCUCCAAAACCAACAACGACAUCCUUCUAAUCAUCAGCCCCAUUCUGUCGACGUGCGCCAUCGUCUCGACGGAGAUCAUGUACGUCGACGACCGGGCGAUCAUCGUCGACAAGGAGGCCCUCCACAGCAACCCCUACAUCUGGCAACUCGCGUCAGCUACAUUCUACAUCCUGAACAAUGGCGUUACAGGCUACCUCAGUCAGCAGGCUCCCGAAAACUUCGCCUCAGCGGCUACCACAGCCGGAGAUGGCGUCGAACUUACAGAUGUGGACUCAGACUCAGACGUGGACCAGUUGAGCAGGUAUGUCAACGGCAGCGCUCACGCGUCGUGGCGCGCCAACCAUGGUCUCCUCUUCCGGAAGUACCGCUGGACCUCGGCUCUUCUUGCCCAUAUGGUUCGAGCAUGCACGCACACCAACUUCUCCACCGUUUCGCUGCUACACAACGUGAACAUGGCCGCCCACGUUGACAAGUACAAUCAGCCAGGCUCUACCAACGUGCUCGUGCGUCCAGGUCAAUGCCAUCGUCAGGACGCCUCGAAUGACGAUUACAAUCACUCCAUCAGAGUUAAGUCGAUGGCCCUCGCCGACGCACACAGCUUGGCGUGCGACAUGGCCAUCCAGCACACCGAGAUCACCGCUUAUUCCCUCUUGGAAGUGACGCAUGACCUCCGCAUGCUCGUGCACCUCGCGCAAACCAACAAGGCCACGUGGCUUCGCUGCAACCAAGUCCUCACCUCAACCAGCACAGAGUGCAAGAUGCAGUCGAACGCCCCCUGGCACAAGCGCGCUGGACGCGCCAUAGAUGGCAACCACGUGGAGACACCGAUCGACAUCAAGAUGUACUUGUUCAACAAGCGCAUGCACACUUGGUAUCAUCAUGAGCUUUCUUACCAGCAGUACAUGGACCUCCAGGUGCACAACUCGGGUGGCCACUAUGGACAAACGCCUGACGCAUGGCCUCUUCUGCUCUUCCCAGAGAAGCGAGCCUCUUCAGCGUAUGAGACC
Messenger RNA from Symbiodinium necroappetens, 1690 nucleotides. NCBI's taxonomy places the organism in Eukaryota, Dinophyceae, Suessiales, Symbiodiniaceae. The record is from the annotation of a GenBank genome assembly.